Cetraspora pellucida is the source of this 523-nucleotide messenger RNA. The record is from the annotation of a GenBank genome assembly. Lineage: Eukaryota; Fungi; Glomeromycota; Glomeromycetes; Diversisporales; Gigasporaceae.
GGGAUCCUAGUACGGCUUGCUUUGCUCGUGAUCCUGAGGGGAUCCUAGUACGGUUUGCUUUGCUUGUGUCCCAGGGGAUCCUAGUACGUCUUGCUUUGCUUGUGGUCCCGGGAAGAGAAAGACUUUCAAGAAAUCCAGAUGUUAUGGAAGGGUGUGAUGAACAAUACCGAAAAGAUUCGGAACAUCAUAUGGAAGCUGCCUUAGAUGAAGGAACCUCAAAAGACGAUCGCUUGUCCACAAACUGUCAAGAAGAAAUGGUGAACAAAUUGGCUCUAAAACAUUCGGAUUCUUCCUCUGCAUCAGAGAAAACUACUUCACAAUCAUCAAUACACCUUUUAGAUCAAAUGAUUCCUCCAAUAAUAGCUCCUGGGAACUUAGAAGUAGCUUCAAAAAUAAGCGAUCAAAGUGCACAAAGAAAUUAUGAAAAUACGAUGCGAGAAGCGAUAGAACGUAAAGAGUACGAUGAGAGAAAACAACAUGAAGAGUUGAAAGCAAAAAAGAAAAAACCCAAAUUGAAAUGGGG